CCAUCGGGGCCUCCAUUGCAUAUCCAAGUGUUCCCAUUGAGCGCCCGAUCACUGGCCGUGACGUUCAGUCCGCCGGCACUCGAGGCCCGUAACGGCCGUAUAGUUGGCUAUUAUUUAGGCUAUAAAGCGCUGGAUAUGGACUCGAAUUACAUGUUUAAAAAGUUGUCGAUAAAUGAGUUGUCAAACGCUGGGAACCAACAAAACGAAGUGAACAUCACAUCCCUGUCCGCCAACACUAAGUACGCGGUUGUUGUCCAGGCAUUCAACGGUAAGGGAACAGGACCCCAGUCUGAAGAGGUUUAUGGCCAGACACUAGUGAUGGACAGGCCGUCGGCGCCCCUCCUAUCUCAAGGGGACGUCGGGUACGACUGGAUUGAGAUCGUGUGGACCUUUCCCUCUGAGGCUAACCUAACGGUGGCUUUGAGUCAAAUCAACGGCUAUUAUGUGUUUUCCAAAAGCCAUUCAUCCGUUUGGAUGGAGAGACAGAUCCGCAUCAAAACCAACGCCUAUACCAGUAAUGAUCUGCUCUGCGGAACAUUAUAUCAGUAUUAUGUGGUGGCAUAUAAUGCAAUGGGAAAGGGAGAUGCCAGCGAUUCAAUUGCCAUUAAAACUAAAGGAUCAACACCUGUACCCCCAAAACAUGUCAAUGAAUUCUUGAUGGUGAACACUACGUGGGCGCACAUCCAACUCGACGCCUGGCAUUCAAACGGCUGUCCCAUCAAAGAGUUUCUCAUACGAUAUCGAGUGACUAAAUACGAGACCGAGUGGUCAGAAGUGUCGGCA
Molecule: messenger RNA, 783 nt
Organism: Medioppia subpectinata
Lineage: Eukaryota; Metazoa; Arthropoda; Arachnida; Sarcoptiformes; Oppiidae
Source: the annotation of a GenBank genome assembly